AUGCCUGACCGAGUAGCAGUGAUCACAGUACAAGAAGAAUCACCAAGAGACGUAACCUUGGAAGGUACAAGCGCCUUUGAUGGUAACAAGUUGCUGGCUCUCGGGCUAUACAUCAGCGAAGCUUGCGAUCUGUCUGGCGUGGCAGCCGAGAUCGUGAUCGGAAUCAGGCUCCCGUUGGUCACGCUACAAUUGAGUGACAUGGGGCCUGAAGAUUGGGCUCGAGUGCGUCCAUUUGCCGGCAGUUCCACACCCUCACAUAGGCCGUCUGUUUUAGCUCGAGAGAAAGAAAGGAGGCUGGGAAAAUAUGUACAGCUGGCUGGAAAGUGCAUGCCUGCCGACGUCAUCGGCUCGCGUAUCACCAUCUUUUGCUCACCGAUCUUUGUAUCUGUCUUGUAUGAAUCCAUCGUCUUCUCGAGAAUCGUUAUAGCAUUUUCUCAGCUCUCUAAUUUCACCAGCUAUUCAUCUUGUUCGGAGAACCGAGAAGGCUUCAAGAAAUUGGUCUUGCGAGCUGUCUGGUCGCGCCUUCCCUACUCGUCCGCUCUUGCCAAAACUGCUUUCAUCAUGGCAGGACUUGGACUCAAAUCCACAUCUACAUCGUCCUUCACGCCUCCAUUCUGUUCCAAUUCACAGAGUGCAUGUUCUGUUUGUCAGCAAAAAGAGCUUGGAAUCAAUCAUGGUGGACAAGUUUAUGACUGGUGCACUGUACGAGGCAUGCUAUGUGGUAUGCCGUCGUUGGCUAACGUUCUGCUCCAAAGCAUUGCCUACAUGGCAGAGAAGUUCCCCGACAAAUGGAUGGAGAAGAUCCCCUACUACCGCGCAAGAGAAGAAGAGUUGAAGGAAGAGGAGCGUGAGGAGCGUCGUCGUGCUCGCAAGAACAAGCGCAGCCAUUCGCACUCUCACAAACGCUCUGGCAGCCACCGCAGAGCACGCCACUACGACGACGAUGAGGAUUCCGACAGCUACGACGAAGAGUACGACCGCCGUGAUCAUAGAAGACACCGCAGUCUUGAUGGACGUCGCCAACAGGGAGAAGACAGAUCGUCCUACCGCAGAUCUUACAACCCUGCCGACUAUGCUCCUGUCGACAGACACGGUUACGCUGUCCAGCCUCCUGCUGCAGCUCGCCCCGUUGUGAAUGGAGAUAUGCCUGGCGCAACCCCAGCCACGACUUCCUUCGCCAAUGGUCCCCUUCCUACAUCCACUUCCGGUCCGAUCCCUGGCUAUGUGCCUUACGCCCACGUUUACAGCACACCUGCUCAGGCUCAGAACACUUCUCACGGCCAUGGUCUCCGUGACUCUCCCCGUGGCUCGUCAGACCGUCAUGAUCGCAAGGACUAUCGCGUCGAUCCUCGUAGCAGAAGAUACUAUGAUGAUCGUGACUAUGACAGCGACGACUCCAAGUACCGCCGUCGCAGCACUCGCUACGACUAG
This is a messenger RNA of Aureobasidium namibiae CBS 147.97, 1431 nucleotides long. RefSeq lists its product as uncharacterized. The coding region runs from base 1 to 1431 and encodes 476 amino acids. The record is from RefSeq and is a predicted model, not a curated record. NCBI's taxonomy places the organism in Eukaryota, Fungi, Ascomycota, Dothideomycetes, Dothideales, Saccotheciaceae. The transcript has 9 exons.